Messenger RNA from Oryzias latipes (Japanese medaka), 1352 nucleotides. RefSeq lists its product as uncharacterized. Lineage: Eukaryota; Metazoa; Chordata; Actinopteri; Beloniformes; Adrianichthyidae. The record is from RefSeq and is a predicted model, not a curated record. Gene Ontology annotation, cellular component: membrane.
GUUUCACUUUCUUCCUCCAGCAUUGAAGUCGCAUCGUUUUCACGCCAACUGCGUUUUAGGCGGAAUUCCAGCAUGUUUGUCUUCCGUUAACGUCUCCCGGUUGGUUUCUGCGGGCCGGAACCCGAAGAAAGCCGAAGCGCGCUUCGUGUUUCCCCGUCGGAGUGACGGACAGCGGCCCUGAAGUCAGACGGACGAUGUUGGGGUUUCUUCUGCUUCUCCUCUCCGCCGUUUCCGCCGAUCCAGGGGGCAGGACAUACGUGCAGGAAGGUGGGGAGGUGGAGCUCAAAGCUGAGGGAGCCCCUCCCACCAUAACCAGCAUCUCCUGGAAGUUUGGGCCGGAUUUGGCCGCGGAUUGGGAUGGAGCCACGGUGGAUUACUAUCGUCAUUUCGAAGGUCGCACCCAGCUGAACACCUCCACCGGAGCCAUGGUGCUGAGGAGCCUGAACCGCACCGACACCGGCAAGUACACCCCGGAGAUCAACAACCGAAUCCUGGACCCGGUCCAGCUGUCCGUCAUCGCCGCCGUCCCCGUUCCCUCCAUCACAGCCUCCUGCAAUGAGGAGAGGACCCUCUGCAAGAUGACCUGUGAGGCAGACACGGCAGGAGCCGAACCCGCCACGUUUGUGUGGAAGGCAGACGGUCGAGAAGUUCAACGGUCCAAGACUCUACAGAUCCAGAAGAACGAGUCCUCCGUGAAGGAGUUCCUCUGUGAGCUGAGGAACCCGGUCAGCCAGGAGAGCAGCUCCUCCCCCAACCCCUUCUCCUCCUCCCCCACUGAGGCUCCAGGCGCUGCAGGGAGCCUGAAUAUCCCCACCGGAGUGACGGUCUUCGUGGUUCUGCUGGUUCUGGUGCUGCUGCUGGGGGUCCUCCACAGGCUGAGAACAGGGUCCUGGUUCUUCCAGAAAGACUCCAUGCCCUGGGAAGCAGACUUCUGGAGGAGAAACGGGAGUCCAGAGAGAACGUCGGUGCCGACGGACGACGCCGCUUCAGAAAAAGACUGACACCCGGAACCGGAGACGCUCCUCGCCACGGAGAGAGAACCAGGAGGAACCCCGUUCUCCCAGGGUGAGGAGAAUCCAUCGGACAAUUCCUGGAAGUCCAGGCGCUUCCUGUGACGGACGGCGUACCUGAUCUGAGCGGGUCGCGAGGAGCAGCGAGACAAAAGAAGGUCAUUCUGAACCGCCUGCAACAAUUGGAGGUUUGUGCAGCGGCGCCGUCUGACGGCGUGCAGGCGGUCGGAAGAAACAGUUGUUUUUACAGAAACACUAGAGGUCAGCAGAGAUUCUGAAGGGAGUUUAUUCUGCAUGUUUUCAUCCAAAAACGGAAAAUAUUUAAUAAAGACUAAAAACAAA